Molecule: messenger RNA, 6799 nt
Organism: Colletes gigas
Lineage: Eukaryota; Metazoa; Arthropoda; Insecta; Hymenoptera; Colletidae
Product: mucin-5AC-like
Exons: 6
Coding region: 616-5745 (1709 amino acids)
Cellular component (GO): extracellular region
Molecular function (GO): chitin binding
Source: RefSeq, a predicted model, not a curated record
UUAUAACGCUACGAAAUGAAAAAUACUAAUUUAAGGUGAUCUAAGUUUUUUUUGUCGAGUAAAAAGAUUUAUCGAAAUUUUAGAUAUCGUCGAAGCGUAAUGCCCUGCAGAACCGAAUGUCCAACGAUCGCGUAUACUCAUCCUACUAUGCGGCUCCCCGACACAGCAUUGGCUCGGUAUAAUGUGUAACAGCAACGACCGGGACAUAGUUUGUGCCCCCUUCCACCUGGACGGAGCCACGAUUCCUUCUCGUGUAUAUGCGAACACGCAUACGCACGCACGUGCAAAGGAUACCAGACUUACGUAGACGUUGAACACACACGUGGAAGCCAAUUGGAGAGACUUGGCCAAGUCUUUAUAAGUAGGAGCCAUCCGCGUCCUCAGAACUUACUCCCUCUCGAGAACGUGGCGCGAUCGGCAACCGAUUUCCAGAAUAGUUCCUGAAAACACGUCGACUCGCGUCACUUGCGAGGAUCUUGCGGCUCACGGAGGAUCGCGGAUCGCCUGGGUGAUUGGGAAUCGAAUUUAACCGCGACAUGAGGAUCUAUUCGCGCUGAGGAGUUUUUUUUUCGAUUCUUCGUUUGAGAUCACGCUCAGAUAAGCCAGAUCUGAAACAUGUGGACAGGUCUACGGACACUGGGUGUCCUGGUAAUAUUGAUUUUGGCAACGUUCACGGAGGCUGGUCACCUCAAUUACUUCCAAAAUCAACUUAGACAAAGGAAGAAUGAUUUCACGUGUACGGAAGAAGGAUAUCAUCCCGAUCCUCAUGACUGUAGGAUAUACUACAGAUGCGUCGAUUGGGGUAACGGCAGUCCUUUAACGGUGUUCAAAUUCGAAUGCGGUUCUGAUACAGUAUUUUCGAAGGAUAGUGGCGACAUCUGUACUUAUCCAUAUGACAGUGGAAGGCCAGAGUGUGGAGGAUAUGACAAUGAAAUCGAUUCGAGUCUUCCUGAUUCAUCCUCCCCGCAAUCAUCCUCCACAGAAUCGACAUCAAAGGCAGACGUUGCGACCACACACGCUAGCCUACCACCCACGAGUGUGACUAAGAUUACAACUACAAUCGGACAACCACAAACGUCGUAUCUACCGGUUACGACAAGUCAAUCCACAACAAGUCGACCUCCCGUAACAAGUGGACAUUCGGAGGAUGUUAUCGGCCAGAAUAAAGUUCAAUGCACGCAAGAGGGAUUUCUUGCUGAUCCGAAUGACUGCAGGAAAUUCUACAGAUGCAUCGAUAAUGGUUCCGGGAAGUUUAUAAAAUACGAUUUCACGUGCGGGACUGGCACAGUCUGGGAUCCACAAAUUGAAGGGUGCAAUCAUGCUUGGGCAGUAACACGGGACGAUUGUAGACAAUCCUCAGACACUGGCGCAGGCAAUGGAGAUAACAGUGGACAAUGGAACGGAGAUAAUGAUGGACAAUGGAAUGGAGAUACGGGAAAUAAUGACGGACAAUGGAACGGUGAUACCGGAGAUAAUGGCGGACAAUGGGAUGGAGAUGCAAGCAGUCCUGGACAGCCUGGAGAUCCUAAUGGCCAGCCUGGACAACCCGGAGAUCCUAAUGGUCAACCGGGACAACCUGGAGAUCCUAAUGGUCAACCGGGACAACCUGGAGAUCCUACUGGUCAACCCGGACAACCCGGCGAUCCUAAUGGUCAACCUGGCACACCGGGAAGCCCCGGUACACCUGGCACAGCUGGAACACCAGGUACCCCUGGCUCACCUGGUACUCCUGGAACACCAGGUUCCCCUGGCACACCUGGUACUCCUGGAACACCUGGCACUCCUGGAACGCCUGGCACUCCAGGCACUCCUGGAACGCCUGGCACUCCAGGCACUCCAGGCACUCCUGGUUCACCAGGUACCCCUGGAUCAGCUGGUACCCCUGGCACACCAGGCACUCCAGGCACUCCUGGUUCACCAGGUACCCCUGGAUCAGCUGGUACCCCUGGCACACCAGGCACUCCUGGCACUCCUGGUUCACCAGGUACCCCUGACACAACUGGUACCCCUGGCACACCUGGUACUUCUGGAACACCAGGUUCCCCAGGCACACCUGGUACCCCUGGCACACCUGGCACUCCUGGCACAGCUGGUACUCCUGGAACACCAGGCUCCCCUGGAACACCAGGUUCCCCUGGAACACCGGGUACUCCUGGCUCACCUGGUACCCCUGGCACACCUGGUACUCCUGGAACAUCAGGUUCCCCUGGUACUCCCGGCACACCUGGUACUCCUGGCUCACCCGGUACCUCUGGCACACCUGGUACUCCUGGUUCACCAGGUACCCCCGGCACAACUGGUACUUCUGGCACUCCAGGCAGUCCUGCCACCCCUGGUACACCUGGCACGCCAGGCACACCAGGUACCCCUGGCUCGCCUGGUACUCCCGGCACAUCUGGUACACCUGGCACCCCUAGCACAUCUGGCACUCCUGGUACUCCUGGUUCACCUGGUACCCCUGGCACACCUGGUACUUCUGGUACACCAGGCACUCCUGGUACUUCAGGUAGUCCAGGAACUUCUGGUUCACCAGGUACCCCUGGUACUCCAGGUUCACCUGGUACCCCUGGCACACCUGGAACUUCUGGUACACCAGGCACUCCUGGUACUUCAGGUAGUCCAGGAACUUCUGGUACCUCUGGUACUUCAGGCAGUCCGGGCACCCCUGGUACUCCGGGUAGUCCUGGCACUCCCGGCACACCGGGAACACCUGGUUCUUCCGGUAUUCCUGGCACUCCUGGCACUCCUGGUAGUCCAGGUAGUGCAGGAACUCCCGGUACCGCUGGCUCUCCGGGCAGUCCUGGAACUCCAGGCACGCCUGGAACACCAGGUUCCUCUGGAACUCCCGGUACCCCAGGAAUACCUGGUUCUUCUGGCACUCCUGGAACAACUGGCACUCCUGGUAGUCCAGGUAGUCCAGGAACUCCUGGUACCCCUGGCUCUCCGGGCAGUCCUGGAACUCCAGGCACGUCUGGAACACCAGGUUCUUCUGGAAGUCCCGGUACCCCAGGAAUACCUGGUUCUUCUGGUACUCCUGGCACUCCUGGUAGUCCAGGUAGUCCAGGUAGUCCAGGAACUCCUGGUACUCCUGGCACCCCUGGCUCUCCGGGCAGUCCUGGAACUCCAGGCACGCCUGGAACACCAGGUUCUUCUGGAAGUCCCGGUACCCCAGGAAUACCAGGUUCUUCUGGUACUCCUGGCACUCCCGGCACACCUGGAACGCCUGGCAGUCCGGGUAGCCCAGGAACUUCUGGCACUCCCGGUACUACUGGAACACCCGGUACUGCAGGCACGCCUGGAACGCCUGGUACUUCCGGCACUUCCGAUAGUUCUGACACGUCUAGUACACCAGCACCACCCGAAACUCCCAGUAGUUCUGACAUGCCUGAUACCUCUGUAACUCCUGGCACGCCGAAUACUCCCGGCACCUCCAGCAGUAGUACACCUAGCACGUCUAGUACACCUAGCACUCCCUCAGCAAAUCCGGGCUCUACUGCGACUGCAGACAGUUGUUCCGAAGAAGGAUUCUUCGCCAAUCCUAAAAAUUGUCGUAAAUUUUAUCGCUGUGUUGGUAGUGACUCAACAUUUAUCAAAUACGAUUUCGAAUGUGGUGCCGGAACGGUCUGGGAUUCCACUAUACAAAGCUGCAAUCAUGAAUCUGCAGUACCAAAUUGUCGGGAUAAUUCUAACGCACCCGGUUCAACAGAUUCUAAGGAACCAUCGAGUAAUGAAGUUGAUAGCACUACUAGUCAACCAGAUGUUACAGAAUCAAACACUGACUCGUCCACUACAAAUAGACCCGCAUCUACCGCCCAAACGACAACCACGAGCAGUUCGUUUCCUGGAACACCGCAGUGCCCGGGAGAAGGAUUUUUCUCGAAUCCGAACGACUGUACGAAAUUCUAUCGUUGCGUAAAUAAUGGAAAAGGACUGCAAAGAUACGACUUUGAGUGCGCAGCUGGUACAGGAUGGGAUCAGUCUUUAGAGACUUGCAAUUAUAUCAGUCAGGUGGCAUCCUGUUCGACGGAUAAUAACGAAAUCGACAAUGGACCUGAUGGUAGUACGCCCCCACCUUCAACAGCCACCAGCUCUUCGCCAAGCGUUACUACUACCACUGCAACGAGUAGUACACAAUCGACCGAAAGUUCGGAAACUUCGCCAACAACAGACGCAACCUCAAGCUCGUCGAGAAAACCAUCAGAAAUACAAGAACCUGGAUCCUCGAGUACCGAAAGCUCAUCUUCUGAGUCUACAACCUCGGAAUCAAGUACGCCAGCAUCCUCCAGCGAACCCGGCGUUGCGGAUUGUACCACAAAGAAACCCAAUAACACGAUAGUUUGUACCAAAGAAGGUUUCUAUCCGCAUCCAACGCAAUGCGAGAAAUUUUACCGUUGCGUCGACAAUGGAAACGGGUUCAAUGUAUACAACUUUGAUUGCGCGCCUGGAACCAUAUUCGAUCCCAGUAUCAGCGUCUGUAACUAUCCCGAGUCCGUUUAUCCUGCCAGAGAUUGUAUGACGCCUACGUCCACUCCUAGCAGCUCGACCGACGAUUUUACAGAGUCUACGACGGAGUCAACGUCGACUACUACUGAAAGCAGCAUGGAGUCCACCACCGAGUCCAGAGACACCGAAGGAACCACCGAGUCUACGACGUCUACGGCAGCGUCUACGGAAGAUACAUCUACGACGAUCCUAACUACGGAGUCUACGUCCGAAAUGGUUACAGAAUCUACGACAGAGUCGACUACCGAAUCUACGUCUGAGGCGACUACAGAGUCUACGUCUGAAGCAACAACCGAAUCUACGUCUGAGGCGACUACAGAGUCUACGUCUGAAGCGACUACGGCGACUACAGAAUCUACGACCGAGGCGACUACAGAAUCUACAUCCGAGGCGACUACAGAAUCUACGUCCGAGGCGACUACAGAAUCUACGACUGAAGCAACUACAGAAUCUACAACUGAAGCGACUACAGAAUCUACGACCGAAUCCACGUCUGAAUCAACCACAGGUUCUACUUCUACAGAAUCUACGUCCGAGGCAACGACUGAAAGCAGUACAGAGUCUAGUUCAGAACAGACUACCGAAUCGACGGAAACGAUUGCUUCCGCAAGUACCACCGAAACAGCCACGACAAUGACCGCAGAAACGUCGACUUCCAGCGCAGAAAUUUCGACACCUUGCCCAAUCGGAAACCUAACCGACGAGCAAUUGGUAUUGGUCUGUCCCACUGGUUUCCGUAGGCACCCGAAGUACUGCAACCUGUUGUAUCAAUGCGUCAACGAAGGUAACAUGGAGAUCAAGAUACUCGUGUUGAGUUGUCCGGAAGGUACUGUCUUCGACGAUCAGAAGACACAAUGUUUACCAGAGAACAAGACCAGCCAGACUUGCAUGGGUGACAAAGCUGUUGGAAGAUUUUAUAGAACGUUAGAGGAGAGUCCUGUAUCUCCGAUUAAAGUAUCGACCGAGAAGCUUUGUCCAGGAGAGGGACAUUAUCCUUACAGACAAGGCUGCAGCAAUGCGUUCUACAAGUGUAAACGUAACUCCAGGAACAGCCUCGAAGGCUAUUUGUACAAGUGUCCGCAGAACUUCUUGUACUGGUCAGUUUCAAGGAGGUGCGAACGAGCGACGCGUCUACCGAUGUGCACGCACCUAACGUACAGAACAAACAACUUCUGGGACAAUCGGUGGCAGAUACCUGUCGAAGAUUACAAUCUCUCCGCCAGGAGUCUCCACCUCUUUUAAUCGUUAAAUCGUACUUUGUUUUCGAAUCGCUAGAAACAGUUCCAAAAGUUUGAAAGGACAGUGCAACUCUCAGGUCAAUUUCCGAUACUUGUUUUAUUAUAAUAAAAUUCGGAGAUAGUAGGGGCACGAGGGAGAGAAACGAACGAAUUACAGUAAUUCUCAGUUAACGAAAUCAUUUUCUCUGCUGCUUGCAAGAAAAAUCUAACUUUCUCGCUUAUGCGACACCGGGAGAAUUCGAUUCGGUUUCGUGUAACCGGCGAUUACUGUACUUAAUCGUUAGAACGUAGACAAAUUUAUUUGCAACACGACUGCCAAAGAUCCCACAAAAUGAAAAGGAUUGUACAGAUCUUCGGCAGUUGUCUUGUUACGAUUUCCAAUCGAUUGAAACGGUGAUAAUGGUUACGAGCCGAUUAGUUAGCCUUGAUCGUUGGUUGAUAACUGAUCGAUGAAUUGAAUGAAAAUCGCUGGAGAACCAUGUAUCACGAACGUUGGGGAUUUUGGUUGCGGGACUCGUAUGCAAUAUGCAACUGUAUUCAGUAAUUUAUGUAUGCAUUUAUUCAGCUGGCCAUUCUUGGCGUCUACGUGUUCAUAUUCUUUUUUGUUUUUUUUUUGUUUUUGUUUUAACGGGUUCCCUUUCGAAAUAUUUUAUAGAAUUUGGUAAAUGCAAAGCGAUCUUACACGCGGAUUAAAAAAUAACAAGCACAUAUACCGAUUGAAAAUUCUAAAUACGUUGAAACGUUGAGAAGGUAUUCAAAAGCACGAUAUCAAUUGUAUUAAAUUUGUUAUGCCCAAAGUUUGCGUUAGAAGAGAACAUAUUCACAGCCUCAGCACCACAUUCUGAAUACAGUACAAAGUAUCAGUAGCCUCGGGAAGAUAAUGUACAUAAUUUCAGUUUAAUGAUACUAUUAAAUGCUUCUUUUAUGCAAAGACGAUACCAACUUUCUUUACUAUUGUUUUACAAUUUUGCAAUUAUAAAAGGACGUCGGUGCUAAGGUAAUUUUUUAAAUAAAAGACAGCUCUACGUUCAAAACGUUUUGCACGACUUAGAAUAAGC